Molecule: messenger RNA, 2315 nt
Organism: Scaptodrosophila lebanonensis
Lineage: Eukaryota; Metazoa; Arthropoda; Insecta; Diptera; Drosophilidae
Gene: Pus7
Product: pseudouridylate synthase 7 homolog
Exons: 5
Coding region: 37-2304 (755 amino acids)
Biological process (GO): pseudouridine synthesis
Cellular component (GO): nucleus
Molecular function (GO): RNA binding; pseudouridine synthase activity
Source: RefSeq, a predicted model, not a curated record
GGUAGGAAUUACUAAUUACGUCGUUUUUUAUUGUGAAUGUCAAAUCAGCUGAUGUCUGUGUACCGUGGCGAAUGGCCAUCUAAGCCAAACGUGCUUUUGGCUCAGUUGGUUUGUGCUCAAUUUUGUUGUGUUUUUAUCUGUCGGUUGAAUAAAAUGGGUAAGGAACAAGGACGCAAACGAUUUCAGUCGAAGCCUUACAACAAAAACAAUUGGCGAGGACAGAAAAAAGAACGUUUACAACAUAAUUCCGGGAACUCAUUCAACAGGACUUUGCAGCCUAAAUCAACAUUGCGCGAAAACCAAGUGGGCAUUACAGAAUUUACCAACCCCGACUUACCAGGUUUUACGGGUGUUCUAAAGUCACGCUUCUCCGAUUUCCAUGUGAACGAAAUCGACAGCAGUGACAAUGUGCUUGUGCUGAACGAUCUAAAAGUACCAACACGUGUGGACACCUUACCAUGUGUUGCGCCAGAGCAAUUGGAUGAAUGGCGUAAACAAUUGGAGUCCGUAGUGGGGCAGAAACAUUGGCAAGAUAUGGCAGAUCUAGCUGCAGCAAAUUACAAAAUAAGCAGCGAGCAGGUGCUGGAAAUUGAUGUUACCAAUAUCGAUAAAGAACAACGUACUCAAAUACAUCAGUUGAUCAAACAGUUCUAUAAAGGCAAACUAAUCUCCACAACUCUUGGACAAUCACAGCCACUACAACAGCAACAGGUGCCGUCUGAAGCUGGAGAGGAAAAGAGGACGAUACGUAUAAUGAAACCGAAGCCGGGACGCGGUGACAAUCGAUGGAGUUUUCCGGCCGAGUUUGUAACCUUUCUGGUGCAUAAGACGAACACCGAUACCAGUGAGGUGGCUGCCACGCUAGCUGCUCGUCUUAAUUUGCGUCCGUCUCAAGUCAACUACUGUGGGACCAAGGAUAAACGUGCCAAGACCACUCAGAACUUUUGCAUAAAACGCCGUUCGCCCGAGAGCAUUGCAAACGCUGUGCGUGGCAUGCAGAAUGUGAACAUUGGUAACUUCAAGUUUCAGACCACAACGCUUAAGUUGGGAGACUUGAAUGGCAAUCAUUUUCGCAUUGCUUUACGUCACAUCACCGAGGAUCCUGCGAAAGUGGAGAAAGCGCUUCAGUCGUUGCGUGAACGCGGCUUCAUCAACUAUUAUGGGCUACAACGAUUCGGCAAUAGUGCAAAUGUGCCGACCUAUGAAGUGGGAAUUGCGUUGCUCAAACGUGAUUACAAACUGGCCUGUGAACUGAUACUAAAGCCCCGUGAUAAUGACAUUGAAUUUAUGCGUUCAAUACGCGAGACAUGGUGGAAGAAUCGAGACUCUGCUGCCGCAUCUGCAAUGUUUCAUGGGGAUAAGUUUAUAGAGAAAAAACUGCUGGAUGGCUUGGCCAGGUUUGGGGAACAUGACUACGCAGCGGCUCUGCGUCGUAUUCCACGGAAUAUGCUACUUCUAUAUCCACAUGCUUAUCAGAGUCUAAUAUUCAAUCGGAUUGCAUCACGACGUAUUCGAGAGUUUGGAAUGAAAGUGAUUUGCGGCGAUUUAGUGUAUGUGGACUCAAAUGAAACUGAAAAUCAAGCUAUGGGCGGCGAAUCAAUUAAUGCUGGGUCGGAAGAAAAGCCGUCCGAAGAAGAUGCGAUUACUGCAGAGAUUACAGACGAGGACAAUCAGCUUGAUGGCGAGGAAUCAAUUUUCAAACGCAAAGUCAGAUCCUUGACUGCAGAAGACGUGGCCAGUGGCACAUACAAGCUCACUGAUGUGGUACUUCCACUGCCAGGCUACGAUAUCACUUAUCCGAGCAAUGAGUGCAGCACUUGGUACGAAGAAAUGCUUGCCGAAGCGGGCCUUUCCUCGGAUCUACUGCGUCAUAAGGACAAAACCUAUGCUCUAGGCGGUGCUUAUCGAAAAUUACUAAUACAGCCGAGCGAUUUGAAAUGGGAAUUCCGUCGCUAUGGCACACCAGAAGAUACCUUAAUUGCAUCUGACUGGGAGCAGCUGAACCAUAUUCCGGUAUCGCCUGUGCCCGCCGAACCAGAAACCAAAUAUACGGCACUACUGUUGGAAUUCUCAUUACCCACUGCGGCAUAUGCGACAAUGCUAUUACGAGAAUUGCUGAAAUUGGAUACCUCUACAGCAAGUCAAAUACAACUGGAGCAGAAUGCUUUAAAAAAAACUGAGAACGAUACUCAACCUAAAGAUGAUGACAAAGCAGAAGAAUUUGCUGAAGAAAGCAAAAAGUUAUGUGAGGACACGGCUGUUGAACUUAAGGAGUCGCGCAUUGAAAAUCAAUAUUUCGUAUAAAAUCAAUUUUG